UGUGUCUCAGUCUGUACAGCAGGAAUGAGAGCAACGCGACUCUCUCCACCAAAACACAGAAAAUAAACCGCGGCGAAUGGGUAUUGAUCAUUUUUGCAGCGUGGACGGCUCUGACCCUUUCUGGGAUUGGAACCGCACAUGGCACACACACAAUCCAGACUUGACCCAGUGUUUUCAGAACACACUGCUGGUCGUGGUCCCCUGUUUCUACCUCUGGCUCUUUGCACCGUUCUACUUCUUGUACCUCAAAAGCCAUGAUCGUGGAUACAUAUGUAUGACCCACCUUAAUAAAGCCAAAACAGUUACAGGGUUUUUGCUGUGGAUUAUCUGCUGGGCAGAUGUUUUUUACUCUUUCUGGGAAAGAGGCCACGGAGUCGCGAGCGCUCCCGUUUACCUAGUGAGCCCCACGAUCCUUGGCAUCACCAUGUUGCUGGCGACAUUGUUGAUCCAGUAUGAGCGGAUAAAGGGAGUCCAGUCCUCUGGGAUAAUGCUGAAUUUCUGGCUUGUUGCUACAGUGUGUGCCACAGUUACCUUCAGAUCCAAAAUCCUGCAGGCUGUGAACGAGCCGGAGACUGUCAAUGUGUUCAGAUACAGCACCUUCUACAUCUACUAUGCCCUGCUGCUGAUCUCGCUCAUCCUGUCCUGCCUCUCAGACCAGCCUCCGCUUUUCUCUCAGGCAGUCAAGGACUCGAAUCCGUGUCCAGAGGCUGGAGCUUCCUUCCUCUCCAGGAUCAGCUUCUGGUGGAUCACAGGGCUGAUGGUGCAGGGAUACAAAAGGCCUUUGGAGGAGAAGGAUCUGUGGUCUCUAAAUGCAGAGGAUCGUUCUCAUACAGUGGUGCCACAGCUGGUGCGGCGCUGGGACCAUGAAUGCAGCAAGGGCAAAAGGACAGAUGAUAAGACCAUGUAUUCCCCCAAGCGGCCAUCGAUGGCUGAGAAGAAAGAUGGAAGGCCGGUAGAAGAGUCUGAGAUUUUGCUCAUUAAAGCACCUCAGAAAAGUGGGGACCCCUCACUCUUUCUAGCACUCUGCCGGACGUUCGGCCCUUACUUUCUCGUCAGCUCCAUCUACAAGAUCAUCCAUGACGUUCUAAUGUUCGUAGGACCGGAAAUUCUCAGGCUGUUGAUCCAGUUCGUGAAUGACUCUGACGCCCCCUCCUGGCACGGCUACUUUUACACAGCGCUGCUGUUUGUGUGCACCUGCUUUCAGACUCUCAUCCUGCAGAAAUAUUUUCACGUGUGUUUUGUGACUGGAAUGAGGCUGCGCACAGCUAUUGUAGGUGCAGUCUACAGGAAGGCUCUGGUGAUCACGAACGCAGCCCGCCGCACCUCCACAGUUGGAGAGAUCGUGAAUCUGAUGUCAGUAGACGCUCAGCGUUUUAUGGAUCUUAUCACCUACAUCAACAUGAUCUGGUCUGCUCCACUUCAGGUCAUCCUGGCCCUCUACUUCCUCUGGCAGAAUCUGGGUCCAUCUGUGCUGGCUGGAGUUGCUGUGAUGGUCCUGAUGGUUCCAGUAAAUGCAGUUAUAGCAAUGAAAACCAAAACCUACCAGGUCGCUCAGAUGAAGAGUAAAGACAACAGGAUAAAGCUGAUGAAUGAGGUUCUGAAUGGCAUUAAGGUCCUGAAGCUGUACGCAUGGGAACUGGCAUUCAAAGAUAAAGUGUCUACCAUCAGAGAGAGUGAACUGCGUGUGCUGAAGAAAGCUGCUUACCUGGGUGCCAUCUCCACCUUCACCUGGGUCUGCGCUCCAUUCCUGGUUGCUCUCUCUACGUUUGCUGUGUACGUUCUGGUGGACGAGCACAAUGUCCUCGACGCUCAGAAAGCCUUUGUGUCUCUGGCUCUGUUCAAUAUCCUGCGCUUUCCUCUCAACAUGCUACCCAUGGUCAUCAGCAGCAUGGUGCAGGCCAGUGUAUCUAUGAAACGUCUGCGAGUGUUUCUGUCUCACGAGGAGCUGGAUGAGAACAGUGUUGAUCGCAGAGCUAUUACUGGCUCUGCAGAUAGCAUCAGGAUUGGGGAUGGUGCUUUCAGCUGGUCUAAAGAGGACCGUCCAGCUUUGAAGAGGAUUAACGUUCGUAUCCCUGAGGGAGCACUGGUUGCUGUGGUAGGUCAUGUUGGGUCAGGGAAGUCAUCCCUGCUGUCAGCCCUGCUGGGGGAAAUGCACAAACAGGAGGGAGAUGUGUCCAUUAAGGGUUCUGUAGCAUACGUUCCUCAGCAGGCGUGGAUCCAGAACGCCACACUGCGGGAGAACAUCAUGUUUGGGCAGGAGAAGAAGGAGAGCUGGUAUCAGAAGGUGCUGGAGGCGUGUGCUCUGCUACCAGACCUGGAGAUCCUGCCUGGAGGAGACACCACUGAGAUCGGAGAGAAGGGUGUAAACCUGUCGGGUGGUCAGAAGCAGAGGGUGAGUUUAGCCCGAGCUGUUUACUGUGACUGCUCAGUUUACCUGCUGGAUGACCCGCUGUCUGCUGUGGAUGCUCAUGUGGGGAAGCACAUUUUUGAAAAGGUCAUCGGGCCACAAGGUGUUCUUCAAGGACGGACUCGUGUUCUGGUGACCCAUGGGCUAAGCUUCCUGCCCCAGGCUGAUCUGAUUCUGGUGAUGGUGGACGGAGAGAUCACUGAGACGGGCUCAUACACAGAGCUGCUCAAUCGUCAGGGAGCCUUCGCUGACUUCCUACGCACCUACGCCAAUGCUGAGCAGGAUGGAGAGCCUGAUGGGAUGACGGAGGAGGGAGGAGAGCAGGAGGAGGAGAGUGGGCAGUCUGAAGACGGAGCUCCACGGAAAACACUGGAGAACGGAGGUCCUGCGGCUGUGCUGAGACAGAGCCAGAGCUCCCUAAACACACCUGGAGCGGCUAAGCCACAGCAGAAAGCUGAGAGUAACGACACCCAGGCCAAGAAGACCAAAUCUCCUGAUGCUGCCAAACUGACCGAGGCUGACAAAGCCAACACAGGCAGGGUAAAACUGGCAGUGUUUUGGGAGUACAUGAAGGCCAUUGGAGUGUUUCUGUCCUUCAUCAGCAUCCUCCUCUUCCUUGCUCAUCAUGUGUCAUCUCUGGGUUCCAACUACUGGCUCAGCCUGUGGACGGAUGAUCCGGUCAUCAAUGGCACUCAGCCUUCCAGAGAGAUGCGACUGGGGGUUUAUGGAGCCUUGGGACUCUCACAAGGCAUCGCCGUGUUCUGUUACUCCAUCUCCGUCUCCAUCGGUGGGAUCCUGGCCUCACGUUAUCUGCACGAGACCAUGCUCUACAAUGUCCUGAGGUCACCCAUGUCCUUCUUCGAGCGCACGCCCAGCGGGAACCUGGUCAACCGCUUCGCUAAAGAGACUGACACCAUCGACUCGGUGAUUCCGAGCAUCAUUAAGAUGUUCAUGGGCUCCAUGUUCAACGUUCUGGGUUCAUGUGCCGUCAUUCUCAUAGCCACUCCCCUUGUGGCCAUCAUCAUCCCCCCUCUGGGACUGCUCUACUUCUUUGUACAGCGUUUCUAUGUGGCGUCCUCAAGGCAGCUGAAGCGUCUGGAGUCAGUGAGUCGUUCUCCGGUGUAUACUCACUUUAACGAGACGCUGCUGGGUACUAGUGUAAUUCGGGCGUUUGGUGAGCAACAGCGCUUUAUUGGGGAGAGUGACCGCAGAGUGGACCACAACCAGAAGGCCUAUUUCCCCAGCAUAGUCGCCAACAGGUGGUUGGCUGUGCGGUUGGAGUUUGUGGGUAACUGUAUUGUAACGUUUGCUGCACUGUUUGCUGUGAUGGCCAGAGCCAAUCUGAGUCCCGGCAUUAUGGGGCUGUCCAUUUCCUACGCCCUACAGGUAACUGCCUCUCUGAACUGGCUGGUGAGGAUGUCCUCUGAGGUGGAGACCAACAUCGUGGCUGUGGAGAGGGUAAAGGAGUACGAAGACACGGAAAAAGAGGCUGAGUGGAAGCUGGAGCAGUCCUCAGUUCCUGCUGGCUGGCCAACUGCUGGACACAUCGAGGUCCGAAACUUUGGCCUGCGGUACAGAGAGGACCUGGAGCUGGCCAUCCAUGACAUCACAGUCAUAAUUGAGGGUGGAGAAAAGGUGGGAAUUGUGGGAAGAACAGGUGCAGGGAAAUCAUCUUUGACACUCGGGUUGUUCCGCAUCAUUGAGGCAGCGCAGGGAGAGAUCUGCAUCGAUGGAGUAAACAUCGCUAAUCUGGGCCUCCAUGAUCUCCGCUCACGCAUUACCAUCAUUCCACAGGACCCGGUUCUGUUCUCCGGUUCUCUGCGGAUGAAUCUGGACCCGUUCGAUGGUUACUCUGAUGAGGACGUGUGGAGAGCUCUGGAACUCGCUCAUCUGAAGAACUUUGUGUCCGGCCUGCCAGACAAACUGAACCACGAGUGUUCAGAGGGAGGAGAGAACCUGAGUCUGGGUCAGAGGCAGCUGGUGUGUUUGGCUCGAGCUUUACUGAGGAAGACGAAGAUUCUGGUUCUGGACGAGGCGACGGCAGCUGUGGAUCUGGAGACGGACAACCUGAUCCAGUCCACCAUCCGCACUCAGUUUGAGGACUGUACUGUUCUGACCAUCGCCCACCGUCUCAACACCAUCAUGGACUACACCAGGGUUCUGGUUCUAGAUAAAGGCAAGAUGGCAGAGUUUGAUUCACCUGCCAGUCUCAUCGCCAAGAAAGGAAUUUUCUAUAAGAUGGCCAAAGACUCCGGUUUGGUCUGAUAAAAGAGCCUCAGUGUAGAACUGUGCUAGUUCUGAAACACCGCUGUGGGUGGAGCCUGAGUCGUGGUAACCACUGAUUGGAAACCACUGAUUGGCAGCCUGAGCUCCACUAGAGUCCUUUUGUUUCAUUAUUUCUUUGUUUUAUCUGCUGCUGGAGUAGCUGUUACUGUAGCGCCCCCUACUGUGAGCCUCUGCUGCUCACUAGCAGCUCACACUAGAGAGAUGCUUUAGUAAGGUUUUGAAGGAAGAAAAAAAAAAAGUUUGAUUUAAGACUUAAGCUAUUUUUGGAUGCCUGUUUGUUUGUUUAUCUUUGAAAGGUGAGUUGGGGGUGAACCGCAUGAGUCAGACUCGAGCGUGGUUCCCGAGCGAGAGGCUGUGUGAUGGUGGUGGUUGGUUUUUUUUUUAGUUGGACUGUUUUUGAGUUCAGAACAAACAGAUCUUUCUUAUUGUGCAAUGUUAAUGAUGUCAGAGCGACGAGCGCCAGCGCCGCCGUCUGGCCUACCUCCCUCAGCACUGUCCAUUACACACACGGGGCUUGGAGCCAAGCCAAAGACUUGAAAACCAAGAAUCUAGAAGUUCUCCAAAGGUUUAAUCUGAGAGAGAUCCGGGUUCCUCAGAGCAUCACUUAAAAACUGCUGAUCAUCAAAGAAACUCCCUGACUUUAUUUACACACGUCAAAGCAGAUCAGAGUAGAUUUCAGUAAUUUUCAGAUCUGAAUCUGCAGACUGAACAUAAACAUAUGAGUUCUAUACUAAAGUAAUUUACAGAUUAUAAUUCACCUUUUUCUUGUAUUUUUUCUAUUAAUAGUAAAAUUGGUGGUGUAUUAGAUGUAGUGUUGGAGUAUUGAGAGCUUGAACUACUGCACUGGUACAUAAACUAAUAUUAAUAUGGACUAAUAUUGUGUAUAUAGCUGUAAUAAUGUACUAUUAUUUUAACAAACAAAAAAAUACAGCCGCUGUUUAUUUACAUAUAUUUUUAUUUAUUUACUGACAUUCAUUUACUGUAAAUGAAAAAAUAUAUAGCAACACUAUAUUUUAUAUAUAAUUGUGAUUCAUUCCAAAAUGCUUUAUGUAUUUUUUUUUUUUUUUUUUAUGAUGCCAUAAUAUGCCAUAAUUGGAGUGGACAUAUACAAUACAAUAUCUUAGACUUACUUCUUUUCAGAAUCUUUAUACACAGAACUGUGAUAACAUUUUGGAAUUAAACACUUUGUGUAUAUUAUAAAUAAAUAAAUAAAUAGGGUUCUAAUUAAGUCACAUCAAUAAGUAAUCUCUUACACAGAUUAACUACUAACUGUCUGAAGUGGCUGGGUGUUUAGGUGAUGCUCUGCUCCCUGAGCAGCUCUCAGAAAAGAACUGAACCCUAAAAACUCCACGUUCUUCAAAACUGAUCUGCCUCCUCCUUUCAUUCUGAAUGUAAUCUUUAUUUAGAUGCCUCAUUUAACCCUUUUCUAUAUUUAUAUCUCAUUUCUCUGAGUUUUAGUUGUUGUUUGUUUUAACCAAAAGAAAGCGCUCCCUCUGCAGAUCAGCUCCAGCACUGCUGACUCGCUGCUGGAGGGCGGAGUCAGUCCAGACAAGUUAUUCAUAUCCAUAUUUGUACAUGAGGGUCAGCACAGGUCACCUUUUGUGGCCUGAUUUGUGUGUGUGUGUGUGUGUGUGUGUGUGUGUGUGUGUGUCGAGGUGUUUUCUCUCUCUGGUGCAGCAACACAUAAACAGCUAGCCUUUUUCGUACUGUACUGAAGGUCAGUCAGUGAGACGCGUCUCUGCUCUGUCUUCUGUACAGACCUUUAAAAUCACAUCGUUGUUGUGUUUUGAGUACGACACCUGAUUUGUUACAUAUUUAUAUUAUUUGUAAGCGUAUGACUAUAAUUUGAUAUUUGUAUAAUAUACACGCACUAGUUUUUAAGUGUGCUUACUUUCAUGAAUCAAAAUGUAAAGAGUUAAAAAUAAAUAAACACUUUUGUAACAAGA
Messenger RNA from Astyanax mexicanus (Mexican tetra), 6639 nucleotides. It is a transcript of the gene abcc1, whose product is annotated as ATP-binding cassette, sub-family C (CFTR/MRP), member 1. NCBI's taxonomy places the organism in Eukaryota, Metazoa, Chordata, Actinopteri, Characiformes, Acestrorhamphidae. The transcript has 32 exons. Gene Ontology annotation, cellular component: basolateral plasma membrane. Gene Ontology annotation, biological process: xenobiotic transport; glutathione transmembrane transport. The coding region runs from base 77 to 4672 and encodes 1531 amino acids. The record is from RefSeq and is a predicted model, not a curated record. Gene Ontology annotation, molecular function: ABC-type xenobiotic transporter activity; ATP hydrolysis activity; ATP binding.